Messenger RNA from Vicia faba (fava bean), 438 nucleotides. Lineage: Eukaryota; Viridiplantae; Streptophyta; Magnoliopsida; Fabales; Fabaceae. The record is from the annotation of a GenBank genome assembly.
AUGCAUCACUUCUCAAACAUGUCACCAAAUCCAGAAGAACUCUUUCUUAUCAAAAAUGACAAAGAAGAAGUGAUCAAUAUUGAUAAUCAUAAGAUAGAAACAGAAGAAAUCUCAAAAACUCUAUCAUCAGCAUCAGCGUCAUCGUCAUCGUCAUCAGAAGAAGAAAAGCUUGAAGAAAAAGAUGAAGAUGGUUUCAGAACUCCAACAACAUUGGACCACAAGAUACCAGUGCUCACAUGUCCACCUGCACCCAAAAAAAUGAAACAGUCUCUGAAAAGAAGAGCUGUAUACACUGAUCACUACUACAACUGCAGACAGUUACCACUUGAUCUGUCAAAAGAAGUUGAAUUAUUGUUCCAAACUAAGCAUAUUCCAUUUUCUGAUUCACAUGGCGCCAAGAAAAUUCGAAGAGAUAAUAAUCAGGAAACUACGAAAUGA